AAUUUAAAAUUACCCAUUUUCAAGGCAAUUUCCCAUGCUACUUGUGCUCAACCAAUAAACGAAUCGAUUUUUGCAAUUGGGCUCUGAUCUGAUAUACUACUAGCCCAUCAGUUUUGAAGUUGUGAGCUUCCCAAGUCCUUCGGCGAUUUCGAUUUGUAAGCAUCUAAAGAUGGAGGAUCUGGUAGAGAAAAUUGAAGGUACUCCCCAAUUUCCACCAGCUGAAUCACUACUUCAGUGGAGCCAAUGGCAAUUGCUCGAUUCUGUUCUUCCUACUGGUGGCUUUGCUCAUUCUUUUGGCCUUGAGGCUGCUAUUCAAGCUCGGUUAGUCUCUGGGCCUGAAGACCUUCGAACAUUUGUGAUCGAUAUACUAGAGAAUACAGGAAGCCUAUUGCUUCCUUUCGUCUAUACUUUAAAUGCAUCUCCGAAUGUCGAAACAUGGUAUAAACUUGAUAAAAUAUUGGAUGCAACACUGACAAAUGAAGUUGGUAGGAAAGCAUCUAUUUCACAAGGAUCAGCACUUUUGAGAGUAGCUGCUGCUGUGUUCCAGGAAGUUCCUUAUUUAAAAACUAUGCGAGAAAUGUCUAUGACUAGCGGAGCUUUCCGUUUCCACCAUGCUCCCAUUUUUGGACUUGUCUGUGGGGUUCUUGGAUUAAAUGCUGAAACUUGUCAGAAGGCUUACAUGUUUACAACAAUGAGAGAUGUUGUAUCUGCUGCAACAAGGCUCAAUUUGGUAGGACCGCUAGGUGCAGCUGUCUUGCAGCAUCAGCUUGCUGCAAGUGCAGAAGAAUUAUCAAAGAAAUGGAUGAACCGUCCUGUAGACGAAGCGUGUCAGACUAGUCCGUUGCUUGAUACUGUCCAGGGUUGUCAUGGUUAUUUGUUCUCCAGGCUUUUUUGUUCUUGAAUGGUGGAACUGAAGAUUCAAGAUACUGGGGUUUGGGUGGAUGAGAAAGUUAUUGAUCUUAAUCUAUACUUCCAAAAAUAAUUGCUGACAUGCUUGUGCUUUCGCCUGGUUAAAAAUCAGGGGCACAAACCACAGUGAUGGCUUCUCGUAGAGCUACUGAAGUAUAUGUGGUUCCCAUUCCUUUAAAUUGUGACUUUUUCCCAUGAUGGAUGUCUUCCAGAAAACAUUAUUCGUGAACCACUGGGCUUAUACCAAUAUGUUUGUUUACAAGAGAGCACUUCCAGUUCAAGAAAGUUUCACUGAUGCUUGCAGGUAUUUCUUUGUUAUCAAGAGGAAGUACGAGAAUGUGAGAGCUGCAAUCAGCUUUUUAUCAGAGUAAAUAAUUCUGCUCGCUUGUAAGACUGACAUCUGCAUUCAUUUCCCCCGAAUAGAUUCUUUAACUGUUUAACCACAAUCUAUAAUAUGCAAUUGCAGGACGUUAGUAAAUGGCCGACAAUUCUUAAGACAAAAAGUGGGUGUUGAAACUUGCAUAAAAUGAUGUAUUGUUCAAGUUUCACAGGUUGUUUGUCAAACGAAAGGCAUAUACCGUUGGAUGUUGAAGCUGCUGAAGAAUGAAAUACUGAUAUCCCCUUAAUGAUGCCCAAAUUUUUUUAAUCUCAAUCUCUUCGCUUUCUUGAACAGAAAUCACAGUUCUCUCACACAAUUUUAUGAAUCGAUUGCUUGCUUUUCUUUGCUUU
Molecule: messenger RNA, 1638 nt
Organism: Lycium ferocissimum
Lineage: Eukaryota; Viridiplantae; Streptophyta; Magnoliopsida; Solanales; Solanaceae
Product: urease accessory protein F
Exons: 2
Coding region: 170-901 (243 amino acids)
Molecular function (GO): nickel cation binding
Source: RefSeq, a predicted model, not a curated record